Cuculus canorus (common cuckoo) is the source of this 2563-nucleotide messenger RNA. RefSeq names its product pre-mRNA-processing factor 39-like. Bases 19 to 2142 code for a protein of 707 amino acids. The record is from RefSeq and is a predicted model, not a curated record. Gene Ontology annotation, molecular function: protein binding. Gene Ontology annotation, biological process: RNA processing; mRNA 5'-splice site recognition. Lineage: Eukaryota; Metazoa; Chordata; Aves; Cuculiformes; Cuculidae. Gene Ontology annotation, cellular component: U1 snRNP; commitment complex; U2-type prespliceosome. The transcript is spliced from 14 exons.
GAGGAGGAGACGGCAGCGAUGGCGGCGGAGGAACCGGACGCUCCGAGCAACCCCAACCGCGCUGGGGUUGAGGAAGGGGCAGUAGGGGAUGAAGGGGAAGGAGGGAGCGGAGCCCCCGCCGAGCCGCCCCCCCCAGUCCCCAGCGCCACCCCGGAGGAACCCAGCGCCGCCGCCAGCCCCCCACCUCCUCCUGCCCCACAGAGCUGUAACGGCGCCGCCGCCGCCCCCCCUCCAGCUCCCCCGGAGCCUGAGGAGCCCCCCCCGGCAGCGCCAGAGGAGCCCCCACCUCCCCGGGACCCCGAACCCCACCCUGAGGAGCCGCCUCUCACUUAUCCCCCCGACUUCGAGAGGUUCUGGCUCGCGGCACGCAGCAACCCCCACGAUUUCACCGCCUGGACCGAACUCCUGCAAUACGUCGAGCAAGAGAACCACCUCUUUGCCGCCCGCAAAGCCUUCGAUGCCUUCUUCGCCCACUACCCCUACUGCUAUGGCUACUGGAAGAAAUACGCCGAUAUGGAGAGGCGAUUCGACUGUGCGCGGGAGACCGAGGAGGUAUUCGAGCGAGGCCUCCAGUCCAUCCCGCUCAGCAUGGAUCUCUGGAUCCACUACAUCUCCUAUCUCCAGUCCACCCUGGAUAUGAACGUUCCCGAAUCCAUCCAAAAAAUCCGCGGCGUCUUCGAGGCAGCGGUGGCGGCAGCCGGCAUGGAUUUCCGCUCGGAUAAGUUGUGGGAGCUCUAUGUGGAAUGGGAACGGGAACAGGGAAACCUACGUGGGAUCACCGGGAUCUACGAUCGCGUCCUUUCCAUGCCGACUCAGCUCUACAGUCAUCACUGGGAGAAGUUCAAGGAGCACGUCCUGCAUCACCCUCCGAAGGAUAUUUUAUCCCCGGAAGAGCUCGUCUGGGUCCAAUCCAAACUGGCCACCGAUCCCGUUCCGAAGCCUCCGGAGCCAGAGGGGACGGAAGCACCGCCGGGAGAGGAUCUUCCACCCGGAGUGGAGGGGAAAGGGGGAGCGGCUGAUGCUCAGGAGGAUUUAGACCAGGAGAAAAUCCGGGAGCUGGUGAUUUCCAUGCGCCAACAAAUCUACGCUCAAAACGAGGCGGAAGUCAGCAAACGCUGGAAUUUUGAGGAUGGGAUCAAACGUCCCUAUUUCCACGUGAAGCCGCUGGAGAGGGCGCAGCUACGGAAUUGGCGGGAUUAUUUGGAUUUCGAGAUGGCAGCCGGCUCGCACGAGCGAACCAUCGUCCUCUUCGAGCGCUGCGUCAUCGCCUGCGCCCUCUACGAGGAAUUCUGGAUCAAGUACACAAAAUACUUGGAAAAUCACACGGUGACCGGAGCCCGGAGCGUUUUCCAGCGAGCGUGCGGCUACCAUCUUCCUCGCAAACCCAACAUCCACCUCCUCUGGGCGGCGUUUGAGGAGAAACAAGGGAACCUGGAUGAAGCCCGCCGUAUCCUCCGGUGCUUCGAGGAAGCGGUGCCGGGUUUGGCCAUGGUGCGGUUACGCCGCGUGAGCCUGGAGCGGCGUCAGGGGAACCUGGAGGAGGCGGAAGCGUUGCUGUUGGAGGCGAUGAGGGCGAACGAGGGGCUGCCUCUCGCCUCUUUCUACGCCGUCAAACUGGCGCGGCAGGCCUGCAAGGUGCAGAAAAACCUCGGCAAAGCUCGCAAGGUGCUGGUGGAAGCGCUGGAAAAGGAUCCGGACAACGCCCGGCUCCACGCCAACCUCCUGGAGAUGGAAUUUGGUGCCGACAUCCGGCAAAACGAAGGCAACACCAUGCGCUGCUUCGAGCGGGCGCUGCGCAGCCCCCUCCCCGACGAAGCCAAACUCGUCUUCUCCCAACGCCGCGUUGAGUUCCUCGAGGAUUUCGGCUCCAGCAUCCACAGCCUGCUGACGGCCUACGACGAGCACCAGCGGAUCCUCAAGCAGCACGCGGCGCGCAAGAGGGCGCCCGAAAACGGCUCCGACGAACCCGACGACAAACGCCUGCGCCCGGACGAAGCGGCCGCGCUCCUGGGCCCCCUCAACUUCUCCUCCUCCGGGGGGGACGUGGCCUCCAGCCCCUACAGCUACUGGUACCAGCACGGCUACGGCGCCUACGGAUACCAGAGCUCCUGGAACUACAACCAGUAUUACUCACAGAGCUGAGCCCGGCACCCCCCGAGUCCCCUUUUUUACACCCAAAAAACCCCAUUUCUGUACAUUUUUGGACCCCCCCCGUCGUGGGGGGGGAUGUAAAUAAACGAGGAGGCAGCGCUUUGGAGGUGCCGUCAGCAUUUAUCGUGAUAAAAAUCCCCAUUUAUUGAGGUUUUGGGGAGCCGCAGCGCUCGACAGAGGGGCUGUUACAGGUAAGGGGGGGUCGUGGCGGGGGGCGGAGGCUGUUUUGGGGUUCCCUCUCCUCAUGGGAUCACAUUUAGGUUUGGUUUUGGGGAGCCUCUUCAUAUAAGAAGGGGGUUGAGUCUGUUUUGGGGUUCCCCCACCUCAUGGGAGCAGGUUUACAUUCAGUUUUGGGGUGGUUUGACACCAUUUUGGGGUUCUUCCUCCUCGAGGAAUCAGGUUUUAGUCUGGU